ACUCGUGCCCAUCUGUAUAGAGUUUGAAUUACUGAUACAAGCAGUGUUAAAAGCAAUGCUGCCAUUUCUACCAGUCAUUAAAAAUGAAUUUCCCUUUCGUAAAUGUAUCGUCGGCUUGUAAUUUAACCAUUUUAUUGUAUAUAUAUUUAUACGAAUACGUGUUUCUUUGAAUCAGUAAUGUACAGGAAAAAAAUGGCAACUGGUUAAAUUGUGUUUAUGAUACAGAGAUUUUUGUCAUUUCUCUCGUGUAUUCUAUCUACUCUAGCUUGAAUCAAUGAUUUUUCAAGGAUAUACCUGCAAAAGGUUCUUUAGUUGGAGAAACUCACUCAAUGUUUAGUGGGCUUUGACUUUGAGAUACAAAUAUUUAAUUGUAUUAGACCGUGGCGUAAGUGACAAUCAAAAUUAAAGCCACAGUCAAACACACCUCAUUCUCAUAGCAUGAAUUCAAUUACAUGUAUUGUGUGUAGUUGUUAUGUCUCAAUCGUGAGAUAUGUUAAUGCCUAUGAAAAUUUUACUGAGCAAAAUCAAAAUUUUAUUGAAGCUUGUUAUCUAUCCAAGAAUUUCCUUUAUUAAACGCUGUACAUAUCCAAUCUAAAUAAUUUUUAUGUUGUGUGUAUAUGCACAUUUCAUAAAUGACAAAUAAUUAGUUUGAUUUAUUCUACAUGCUAUACAUGUACAGAAUUUAAAAAAGGUUUUAUAGAAAGAAAGAAAAAAAUAACUUAUUCUUUUAGAAUAAACAAUUUGCACAAUCUAUUUUGCAUUAACAUUAAUCUGUGAACCAUGCCUGGAGAACCAUCCGUAACAAGCGCUAACAAAGCAAGCGGAAAAACGAAAAGAAUCUCAAUACCUCGUGUACAAAGCAGCACAGAUACAGAAUUGCAGUCACAACAGAGUCAAAGUGGCUCUACACCAUUACAGCCUGUAGCACUGCACUAUGUAAGCUUUCGAUCAGAUAUCGAGGAAAGUCCUAUACCACCCACAUUGCGUUGUCGAUUAUUUGACCUAUUUCAACAAAUUGAAAAAGAAUUUGAGAUGCUCUGCACAGAAAAUCUUGGAUUACAGGAGAAAAUAGAUAUAUUGAAUGAUCGUCUGGAAAGGGAAUGCUAUGGAUCUGGAGAACGCAGCCUACCUCCAGGGGACAUUCCAGACUACCCAGAUACAAAAGCACUUUCAAAACAAAAAUCUAUGGUUGGCUCAUCUGCCCAGAAAAUAAAGACUUCACACAAACUCAAAGCUCAAACUAGUAAAAUUGUAUCAAGUUUUAAGAAUCCCACUAUGUCCUGUACUAUGCAAAGAGAAUAUGUUGGUCAUAGAGAUGGUGUAUGGGAAGUUUCAGUAGGUAGAUUGGGUCAACCAAUUAUAGCAACUGCUUCUGCAGAUCAUACAGCACGAGUUUGGGCAUCAGAUUCUGGACGCUGUUUACUACAAUAUAUAGGUCAUAAUGGUUCUGUAAAUUCUGUUAGAUUUCAUCCAACUAGGGAUCUUGCUUUGACAGCAAGCGGAGAUGGUUCUGCUCAUGUAUGGCAAGCAGCAGUUGAUUGGGAUUUGCCUAAAAGAGUACCAUCUAUGGAAGAGCUUCCAACAAUGGGUGCAGAAAGAACAGCUGCAAGCAGCAUUAUUAGUAACAAUGAGGAACAAGAGGAACCUCCUACUUUACGAACUCCAAUACGAGAACUAUUAGGUCAUACGGGUGUUAUUAUGGCAGCAGAUUGGUUACCUGGUGCUGAACAAAUAGUUACAGCAUCAUGGGAUAGAACUGCAAACUUAUAUGAUGCAGAAACUGGAGAAAUAAUUCAUACUCUCUGUGGACAUGAUCAAGAACUAUCACAUGUAUCCACUCAUUAUAUGCAAAGAUUAUGUGUCACAUCAAGUCGGGAUAGUACAUUUCGUCUGUGGGAUUUUAGAGAACCUAUACAUUCCGUAUCUGUUUUUCAAGGUCACACAGAAACAGUAACUUCAGCAGUUUUUACACGAGAGGAUAAAAUAGUCUCAGGGUCUGACGAUAGAAGUGUCAAAGUAUGGGAAUUACGUAAUAUAAGAAGUCCUUUAGCAACAAUUCGUGGUGAUAGCGCUGCUAACAGAUUGGCUGUUUCAAGUACAGGAAUUGUAGCUAUACCGCAUGACAAUAGACAAAUACGUCUUUUUGAUUUAACUGGACAACGUUUGGCAAGAUUGCCUAGGACUAGUAGACAGGGACAUCGCAGAAUGGUCUGUUCUGUAGCAUGGGCAGAAGAUAGUAGUAGUAUUUGUAAUUUGUUUUCUUGUGGAUUUGAUAGAUUAGUAGUAGGAUGGAGUAUUCUUCCUGUUAAGGAUGCCUGAGCGUCAAAAUCCGUUAUUAGAUCAAUCCUUACGUUAGAAUAAUGUUGAUCACAAAGGCAAUAUAGAAACAAAAUUAGAAAUGUAAUCGCAAACCAAAAAUCCAGUGAUCAAUCCAAUCAAAGAUCCACUUUUCCCAGUCUUACAGACAACUGUAAUGAAUAAUUAUAUUAAGCAGAAGAAUACUGGUACAUAAUGUAUAAUAUCAGCUAUAAUUUAAAAUGAAUCAAUAAAUGAUGAACUUAUUGAUAAAUUUAUGUAUAGAUUAAAUGUGAAAACUUUCUGGUCAUUACAGUGCAAUGUAAUACGUUAUCUAUCAUUUUUGAUAAACGUAUACAUUUACCUGAAUACGCUGUCAUAAGGCAUAAAACUGUAUAGCCCUGAACAAAUAUGUAAUGUAGAUCUAAUCCUAUAGGUUCCCAUACAAUAGAUAAUAAUCCAAACAACUUUGAACAUCCUCCCACAAUAAGUGCUCUAGUUAAAUCUUUGGCAUUAUAUUUGUGUGGCCUUUUUCUGCUAAGCAACCAACGUAAUUCAGUUACAAUAAUUACAGUAGCAAUAAAUACUGUCAAUGUAAUGGCAGUUUGUAAUAGCAGAAUAUAAAAAUUACAGUCUCCUUGAAAUACAUCUCUAUUGCCUAUA
Vespa mandarinia (Asian giant hornet) is the source of this 2958-nucleotide messenger RNA. RefSeq names its product WD repeat domain 37 (gene Wdr37). Lineage: Eukaryota; Metazoa; Arthropoda; Insecta; Hymenoptera; Vespidae. Gene Ontology annotation, molecular function: protein binding. The record is from RefSeq and is a predicted model, not a curated record.